This is a messenger RNA of Bubalus bubalis (water buffalo), 5060 nucleotides long. It is a transcript of the gene ARHGAP12, whose product is annotated as Rho GTPase activating protein 12. The record is from RefSeq and is a predicted model, not a curated record. Bases 294 to 2831 code for a protein of 845 amino acids. The transcript is spliced from 20 exons. Lineage: Eukaryota; Metazoa; Chordata; Mammalia; Artiodactyla; Bovidae. Gene Ontology annotation, molecular function: protein binding. Gene Ontology annotation, biological process: signal transduction; regulation of GTPase activity. Gene Ontology annotation, cellular component: cytoplasm.
CGCCGGCGCGCUCCGACGUGCCCUGGAACUCACCCGCCCCGGGAGAGCCGCCUGCGGGGACGCGCCGGCCGCGGCCGCCGCUGAGUGAGCGCCCUUCAGGUUCGUCUGGGCGCCCCGCCGCCGCCAAGCAGGGCCAGGAGGGAGCCGCCCCCCCGCGAAGCCGCCGGGCCCUCGGUGAGGUUUAAAUGCUGGAUGUUUAGUUCUUCUAAGUUAAAUAAAAAUAGCUGCAGUGAUCCACAAAGCCACAAUGUGGCAAAGCGUCCUUUCUGAGAGGUGAAUAUUGCUGAGUGAAGAUGGCUGACAGAGGCGGGAAGGCUCUUCCAGGGCCAGUGUACAUCGAGGUGGAGUAUGAUUACGAGUAUGAAGCGAAGGACAGGAAGAUUGUGAUAAAGCAAGGGGAGCGGUACCUCCUGGUGAAGAAGACCAAUGACGACUGGUGGCAGGUCAAGCCAGACGAGAGUGCCAAAGCGUUCUACGUGCCGGCCCAGUACGUGAAGGAGGUGGGCCGCCGCGCCCUGAUGCCGCCGGUGAAGCCGGCCGCGGGGCUGCCGAACCACUCUGUGAAGACGGCGCAGAGUCUCCACCUCCAGAGGUCUUCGGAGAAUGUGAACAGGUUGCCCGAGCUGUCAAGCUUUGGGAAGACAUCCUCGUCUUCUGUUCAAGGAACAGGUCUUGUUCGUGAUGCCAAUCAGAAUUUUGGGCCCACUUACAUUCCAGGUCAGACCAUCAACCUCAGCCUGGACCUGACCCACAAUAAUGGAAAACUCAACAGUGACUCACAUUCUCCCAAAGUUCCUGGCCAGAAUAGGACACGCUUAUUUGGUCACUUUCCCGGUCCGGAGUUCUUGGAGGUAGAGAAACCUGGCUUCCCCCAGGAACAGUCUUGUGAUUCAGCGGGAGAAGGCUCGGAACGGAUCCAGCAGGAUUCGGAGUCUGGCGAUGAGCUGAGCAGCAGCUCCACUGAGCAGAUAAGGGCAACGACACCUCCAAAUCAAGGGCGACCUGAUUCUCCCGUCUACGCUAACCUGCAGGAACUGAAGAUAUCCCAGUCGGCUCUUCCCCCGCUCCCCGGAAGCCCAGCAAUUCAGAUUAAUGGAGAAUGGGAAACUCAUAAAGAUAGUUCAGGGCGUUGUUAUUACUAUAACAGAGGUACACAGGAAAGAACUUGGAAACCCCCUCGUUGGACUCGAGAUACGAACACAAGCAAAGGAGAUUCCCAGAGUCCAGGGGAUCAAGAGCUUUUUUCAUCAGAAGAAAACUACCACAGCAUUUGUCACAGCCAGUCAGAUAGUCAGUGUGGUUCUCCUCCAAGGGGUUGGUCAGAAGAGGUGGAUGAACGUGGGCAUACCUUAUAUACCAGUGACUAUACUAAUGAAAAGUGGCUCAAGCAUGUUGACGAUCAAGGUAGACAAUAUUACUACAGUGCAGAUGGAUCUCGGUCAGAAUGGGAGUUGCCAAAGUACAACGCUUCAUCUCAGCAGCAAAGAGAAAUUAUUAAAAGUCGGAGCCUGGACAGGCGGCUGCAAGAACCAAUAGUAUUGUCAAAGUGGAGACAUAGCACCAUUGUGCUGGACGCCAAUGACAAGGAAUCUCCAUCUGCCUCAAAACCCUGCUAUCCUGAACAUGAGUCUUCUCCCUCUUCACCAAAGCACCAAGAUACAGCCAACAGUCCAAAGGGUCAAGAGAAAUAUGGAUUAUUAAAUGUAACAAAAAUUACUGAAAAUGGAAAAAAGGUUCGAAAGAACUGGUUGUCUUCUUGGGCCGUUUUGCAGGGUUCAUCUUUACUCUUCACUAAAACCCAAGGAAGUAGCACAAGUUGGUUUGGGAGUAAUCAGUCCAAACCAGAGUUCACAGUGGACCUUAAGGGAGCGACCAUCGAGAUGGCUUCAAAGGAUAAAUCCAGCAAAAAGAAUGUAUUCGAGCUGAAAACCCGUCAAGGAACUGAAUUGCUGAUUCAGUCUGACAGUGACACUGUUAUCAAUGAUUGGUUUAAAGUUCUCAGUAGUACCAUCAGUAAUCAGACAGUAGAACCCGAUGAAGCAAUUGAAGAGGAGAUACCAGAUUCACCAGGAAUAGAAAAGCACGAUAAAGAAAAGGACCAGAAGGAGCCGAAGAAAUUGCGUUCUGCAAAAGUAUCUAGCAUAGAUUCUUCAGAACAGAAAAAAACCAAGAAAAACUUGAAGAAGUUUCUUACACGACGCCCCACUUUGCAAGCUGUUCGUGAAAAAGGUUAUAUUAAAGAUCAGGUAUUUGGAGCCAAUCUUUCUAAUCUGUGUCAGAGAGAGAAUAGCACAGUGCCAAAAUUUGUGAAAUUAUGCAUUGAACAUGUCGAGCAAUAUGGGCUGGAUGUUGAUGGGAUUUACAGAGUUAGUGGCAACCUAGCAGUGAUCCAGAAGCUGAGGUUUGCAGUCAAUCACGAUGAGAAAUUGGACUUGAAGGAUAGUAAAUGGGAAGAUAUUCAUGUCAUCACUGGAGCCCUCAAAAUGUUUUUUCGAGAAUUACCGGAACCUCUCUUUACAUUUAAUCAUUUUAAUGAUUUUGUUAAUGCAAUUAAACAAGAGCCACGACAGCGUGUCUCUGCUGUGAAGGACCUGAUCAAACAGUUGCCAAAGCCAAAUCAGGACACAAUGCAGAUUCUGUUCAGACAUCUCAAAAGAGUUAUAGAAAAUGGAGAAAAAAACCGAAUGACCUAUCAGAGCAUAGCGAUUGUUUUUGGUCCCACUCUGCUCAAGCCAGAGAAGGAGACUGGUAACAUAGCGGUCCAUACUGUCUACCAGAAUCAGAUCGUAGAAUUAAUUCUUCUCGAGAUAAAUUCCAUCUUUGGACGCUGACACUUACUGAAGACAACCUGUGGAAUAGAAGCUGGAUUUCAUCAGAUUGCAGAUCCUUGUACCUGACAUAUCUUAUGUUUGGACCAAGCAGUGACUCUUUGAUUUUGCACUUUUCUGAGGGAUCAGAAGGGAACGGAAGAGUCCAGAUGUGUGUUAGGCCCUCAUAUUUGCUGCUUUGUUGCAAGUUGAUAAACCUGUGUGUACCUUUGAAUUAAUUUUAUCCUGAAUGUUUGCAUUUCACACUCUGAAUUUCAGUUAAAAAGAAAAAAAUCAAAACUUGCGAUUCUAACCAGUCAUAUACACUGGAUAAUUUGGUAAGAAUACAUUUUUUUUCUCCUUAAACUGGAUAACGUAGAAUUUCUUCUCAUGAUUUGAUAGGUUCAUUACUUGAUAGAACAACGCUUAGAAUCAGUUAUUUUGAAAACGCUCCUGGGCAUUUAAAACAAAGUGAAGUACGUCUGUUUCGAAACCUGUGUAUUUCUAUUCCAGGGUUUCUGCAUGCGGUGGCAGUCUGAGUGCUGGUACUCAUUACAGCCCAGACACCAUCCCUUGAUGAAGGCUGGCUGUCUUCACUGUGUAACACAGCAGCACACUAAUAGUACUUAAAACACUGUGAUAUACUAGAGUUGAAUUUAGCAUAAGCCAGUUCAGGGUAUUUUGGGGGCUGUCUAUACUAUACUGACUUGUAGCUAACAAUCCUAAUUCUCUCUAGUGCCAUAUUGAGUGCUUGGUAUGACCCUGUGGAGAAACCAACUUUCUUUGAUGUACGUUCAGGCUGAAGACUGUCCUUUAGCUCAUGUAUAUAAUUGUGUUGUAUAGUCUCAGAAUACAUUCUAACCCCUUGUUUCUAAUCAUGAUACUGAUAAUAAUUCUCCAUGAAUAUUAGGUUUCCUCCAGAAACAGGCCGUUAUUUGAGGAAGUUAACUGUGUGCACUUUUAGAUUUUAAUUACAUUUACAGCAAAUCACUGUAAUGCAAAUGGUACUGGAAAAAUGCUGAAUAGACUUGCUAAAUGGUAAAUGCACUACAAGAGGAACCUUUUAGAUUAUUUAAUAUGUACAGAAUACAUUAGAAAAAAAUUUAUUACAGAAUUCUAACUCUGCAGUAUGAAUAGUGGAAACCCAUAUGUAAAUUAGAUAGAGGUCAGAUCGAAAAUGACAUUGCUAAAUCUGAGAAUUUCUUUUUACAUUACUAAUGUAGAUCGGUUUGUAUAAUAAAACAGGGUUUGGAAGGUUUUGUUACAGAGAGCAUGGUCUGCUGAAGAUUUUUUUAAAAUGUAUUUUUCUAGAUUAACUGCUGUAAAUGAAAUGUCUAAUCCGAAUAAAGAAAACUAUAAGAGGUUUAGAGAUUUUUUUCCAUUGGAAAUGUGCAUUUUGGUUUUUAAUUUUGUUUUGUUUUGCAUUUACUGGCACACUUUUUAUAAUACCUCAUUUAAAAAAAAUUCAGUGAAUCCGGUAUUUCCUGUGGCAAAUACGUCUCCCUCAUUUCACGCCUUUCCUGCUCCCCACCACACUAGUGCUCUCUCCACCUGCCCCACGCCCCCCCGCCCCCCCCCCCCCCCCCCCCACCGCCCUCUGUUUCUUCAUCAGUAUUUGAAAGUGAAUGAUUUGUAACCAAGACUCUUUUUCUUAGGAUCACAUUUACAAUUUACAGAUUCAUUUUCUUGGGAACAAAUAUUUUUUGUAUGACCUGUCUAAAAACCCCUCGCCUGAGUUUUGUGGUAAAAGUAUUGUUUGUGGUUGUGAUCUUAUUAAAUUGAUAACAAACUAAGCUAUUUGACAGCAGUGGGAAAGCAGAUUGUCUUGGGCAGGGAGAAAAAUCCCCCAGAUAAGAAUGUUUAUAUUUGCCUAAAGAUGUCCAUAACCAUAUACAGUAUGCCCUAGGCCUGGCCUGUGUAGUGAUUGUAUGCCAGGAAAACAAUUAGAUGCAAAUCAGUGAUGUUCUUUCUCUUGGUAGUUACAACAUAUCAAAGAAUAAAAUUGUCCUGUGUUUCUUGUUUCAAAGUACACGUGUGUAUGUGAAGUCUUAAAUGUUUUAAUAGUCCACAGCUAAUCAGCUUAUUGUAAUAUUGUAUGUACAAUGAGAUCAAUGUCUUGUGUUUUCAUCCUCUGUGAAUUAAAAAUUCUCACUUGUUUUGUCAUAACAAAACCAGUAAUUUUUCCUGUCUCGAUAGCUUGAUUUUUAGUAGAAAAUAUAUUAAAAGCUGAAAUAAAUUGUCAGUGAAAUUUCA